Molecule: messenger RNA, 966 nt
Organism: Giardia duodenalis
Lineage: Eukaryota; Fornicata; Diplomonadida; Hexamitidae
Product: Replication factor C, subunit 3
Exons: 1
Coding region: 1-966 (321 amino acids)
Biological process (GO): DNA-templated DNA replication; DNA repair
Cellular component (GO): DNA replication factor C complex; nucleus
Molecular function (GO): ATP hydrolysis activity; DNA clamp loader activity; ATP binding
Source: RefSeq, a predicted model, not a curated record
AUGAUUCCUUGGGUUGAGAAGUACCGACCCUCCACGACGGAGGGCGUUGUGUCGCACGAGCUGAUUAUCGCCGCCAUCCGUGCGCUCAUCCGCGAGGGCCGUCUUCCGCACAUGAUCUUUUAUGGAAAGCCAGGGACUGGGAAGACCACUCUUAUUAAGGCUCUGAUGAAUGAGCUCUUCGGGGACGCCGUCAGUACUCAUGUCCUCGAGCUCAACGCGUCAGAUGACUCUGGCGUUGAUGUGAUCCGACAGACAGUAAAGGGCUUUGUGACAAGUGGGAGCGUCCUGAGCCAGCAGUCUUCGUCUGCAACUAAGUUCAAAAUCGUGAUCAUGGACGAGUGCGAUCACAUGUCGAGCGUCGCACAGGCCUCGUUGCGCCGCUUGAUGGAAACCUCUAUCAAGCACGCGCGCUUUUGUCUCUUGUGCAACUAUCCAGAGAAGCUUCUUCCCGCCAUCUUGAGCCGGUGCUGUGCGUUCCGCUUUCUUCCUGUGCCCCGCGAAUCCUGCCUCCUUAUGCUUGAGAAGAUUGCAGAUGCAGAGGGGAUGCAGAUGGCCCCAGGGGCCCUUGCCGCUAUACAUGCGGUUACCGACGGGGACCUGCGCCAGGCCAUCAACGUCCUCCAGAGCCUCCACCUCAUGACAGAGAAGGAGCUCGCCACGGCGGAUGACGUCUAUAAGCUUGUGGCGAAGCCGCAUCCUGCCCUGGGACGGGAACUCUUGCGACCGAUGCCGUACGUGGAGAAGUAUGGCCAGAUCCAGGGUUGUCUGGCUGCGGGAUGCUCAGCCGAGGACGUGGUCCAGUGUGUGUUCCGGGCCCUGAUGGCCUCGGAAGUGGAGCCGCGGCGGAAGGCCGAGGCGGUGCGGGCCCUUGCGCUCGUGGAGGAGGCGCUCGCGCUCGGGGCGACGCUCGAGAGCCAGGUCGCGGGACUCUCGGCGGCGCUGUGCCGGCACGCUGCGGGCGGGUGA